AUGGUCGAUUUCAACGGGAGCUUUGCCUCCCCUCUCGCCGAUGCCAGCGUCGUCGCUCAACUUGCCAACCCCACGGAGCUGGUGUCCUCGUUUCUCAAUGGCCUGACCGUUUGGACUGCCAUUCUGUACUUGGCUAUUGCUGCUGUAUUUUACGAUCAAGUGAAAUACAUCUACCUCAAGGGCUCCAUUGUCGGCCCAUCAAUGAAAAUUCCGUUCAUGGGCCCCUUCUUGCAAUCCGUCAACCCCAAGUUUCACGAAUACAAGGCCAAAUGGAACAGCGGCGACCUGAGCUGUGUCUCGGUUUUCCACAAAUUCGUCGUCAUUGCUUCCUCUCGUGAUCUUUCUCGCAAGAUUUUCAACUCUCCCUCAUAUGUCAAGCCAUGUGUCGUGGAUGCCGCUCACAAACUGCUGGGUCCUACCAACUGGGUCUUCCUGGACGGCAAGGCCCAUGUUGAGUUCCGGAAGGGUUUGAACGGCCUGUUUACCCGCCACGCUUUGUCGCUCUACCUUCCUGGCCAGGACGAAGUGUACGACAAGUACUUCAAGCACUGGCUGGAAGUUUCGACCAAGAACGAGAACAAGCCCGUACCAUUCAUGGGCGAGUUCCGCGAGUUCAUGUGUGCCAUUUCCUGCAAGACCUUUGUUGGUGAAUACAUGUCCGACGCAGCUGUCAAGAAGAUUGCCGACGAUUACUACCUGAUCACCGCUGCCCUAGAAUUGGUCAAUUUCCCUAUCAUCAUUCCCUUCACUAAGACCUGGUACGGAAAGAAGGCUGCCGACAUGGUUUUGGAAGAAUUCAGUAAAUGUACUGCCAAGAGCAAGGCCCGUAUGGCUGCUGGUGGUGAGAUCAACUGCAUCAUGGAUGGCUGGGUAAAGGCGCAGCUUGAUUCGGCCGCAUACCGCGAAAAGAUUGCCAAGGGAAUCUCAGUGGACGAUUCAGAAAAGCCCGCCCAGCUUCUCCGUGAGUUCACAGACUACGAGGUUGCCCAGACAGUGUUCACUUUCUUGUUUGCCUCUCAAGAUGCCACCAGCGCUGCUUGCACCUGGCUCUUCCAGCUGAUGGCUGACCGCCCCGAUAUCCUUGACAAGGUUCGCGAUGAGAAUUUCAAAUUGCGCAACGGAGACCGAGAUGCUCCUCUUUCCAUGGAUAUGUUGGAGAACAUGCACUAUACGCGGGCUGUGGUUAAAGAGACUCUGCGUUACCGUCCUCCUGUCAUCAUGGUUCCCUACAUCGCCAAAAAGGAUUUCCCUAUCACCGAGUCUUACACCGUUCCCAAGGGUUCCAUGAUCAUUCCUUCUGUUUACCCUUCGACCCACGACCCCGAGGCUUACGAGGACCCCGAGACUUUCAACCCAGACCGAUGGAUUUCCGGUGACGCCGAGAAGCAAAGCAAGAACUGGCUCGUCUUCGGAACGGGUCCUCACUACUGUCUUGGACAGACAUAUGCCACACACAACCUUAUGGGAUUGGUUGGCAAGGCCAGUAUGCAUCUCAACUGGGAGCACUUCCCAACUCCCGAAUCCGAGGAAAUCAAGGUUUUUGCUACUAUCUUCCCCAAGGAUGACUGCCACCUGGCCUUCACUGCGCGGGAUUAA
This is a messenger RNA of Talaromyces rugulosus, 1596 nucleotides long. RefSeq lists its product as uncharacterized. Bases 1 to 1596 code for a protein of 531 amino acids. The record is from RefSeq and is a predicted model, not a curated record. Gene Ontology annotation, molecular function: oxidoreductase activity, acting on paired donors, with incorporation or reduction of molecular oxygen; iron ion binding; heme binding. The transcript is spliced from 4 exons. Gene Ontology annotation, biological process: sterol metabolic process. NCBI's taxonomy places the organism in Eukaryota, Fungi, Ascomycota, Eurotiomycetes, Eurotiales, Trichocomaceae.